GCUGUUCAGUUCAGCCUGCAUGGGCAGUAGUCAGGCAUGACAGGAGCUAUUGUCUAAAACAUCUGGAAGGCACUAGGUGAAGGAAGCCUCUCCUACUCUGUGAAAUAUGGUUGGGUAGAAAAUGAUGAAUGAGAGGAUAUCCCUACAUGGGCUGUAUUUCCAUUUCACGUCCUCUCUGGAAUGGUGUUCUCCAACCCUUUUCUCUCCGGACAUUUUGGACCUCCAAUCCCAUUAACACCAGCAACAUGACUAGUAGUCAAGAAUGCUGGGAUUUGAAAGUGGAUGGCUUGGUUGCUCUGUAGGGAAAGUGUGGGCAAACCCUGCCUGAUAUUCACCACUGGCCUCAGCUUUCACCUUCUACUUAUGCGCCUCCUUGCCUUUGCUUAUUUUGGCCAGCAGAACUGCUUUUUGUUGCCAUCAUUUCUGUCAUGCUGCCUUGGCUGUUCCUCUUCUCUUGGACUGGUUGGGUGCCUUUCCAGCUGCAACUUUGAAUAACCUUUAGACUCAGUGUCUUGGGUGGGGAAAAUAACAGAUAGGAGAACAUUUGUGGAAGAUUUGUGUGACAGAGGUGUAUAAGCCACAGAAAUGCUGCUUGUCCAUAGUGUUUACUGGGAACUUUGAAGAGUUGUGGACUAGGGGUUUAUUUUCCAUUCAUACCUUUAUGAGCUUCCUGAAUGUACCUUUCUGGCUACCUAUAGAAACCUAUAUUUUCUGAUUUUUCCCUGUUAAUUCACUGCUCCAUCCUAUUUGCAUUUUUGAGAGGCUGCUCAGUCUUGCACAUCUCACUGUGCUGAAGUUUCUGCAGACAAACUUCCAGGUUGAUGUUGCAAAACUUUUCAAUCUUCAUUUGAACUUCUUGUGUGGUUAUCCUGCAGGCUCACUGCAAGAGUUUUGGGGAGAGACAGAUUUCGAUUGCCACUAACAUGAUACUUGCGUGUCCAUGAAUUCUUCAUAAUUACCAUAUCUGAGGGGAGGCAUAAUUACUGCCUCUCUCUGCUUCCCUUUGUGUCUUGUUCACUGCCUAUUGGAGGAAUAAAUGUUUGAGCCAAAUGCAGUGGGAGGCAUUCACAGGGGACCAUGCCUGUGGAUUCACUUAGGAUUCAGUCUUAGCUGGGAGUAAGUCCUGUUGAACGCAGAGAAUCUUCCUUCAAAAUAGGCAUGUGUAGGAUUGCCCUUAAAUCGUUCUUGGUUUCAGUAGUGAACAUAAACUUCUACCCCUGUCAUGAAGAGCAGAAGUAUGAUUAUAAUCUAUAUUAGAGUCUAUGAGAACACAACCAGUUAGUGGUACAUAUUCCAGAUUAAAUUUGAGAAUGCAAUAUGGGACACAGCUAAAUCUGUGUUUUAAGUUUAGUGUUUUCUCAGUGCCUUUCCCAAGAGGCUCUUCUACUGGCUCUGUUUAUUCCUUUCAAUGCCAGGGGAAUAGCCUUUUGUUUUAGCAUUUUUUGGGGGGUCUUCUGUGUUUGAACUUUGCUAUGUUAAAGUUUUGCUGUUGCAGGAUCGUUUUCUUCAGGGUGCAUGGCUGGCUGGGGUAUACUGGGACCGGAAAUGCAUUUUUCUGUGUAAACAUGUAUGGGAGUUGCACUCUUGGUUAGUCUUGUACUGGGAUGGAGUUGUGUUCUGAUUUCAGGGCUUUCUGGGUUUGCUAUCAUGGUUUUACUUUGUAUUAUCAGUGGCUCAGAGGACAUUGUUAUUUGAGUGGCACAGAAAUAAUAUAAGAAAAUUUAAAAGUGCUUGUUCUUUUUUUUUUGCUUGAAGCAGAUGGGUGAGGAAUGAGGACCUUGUGGGGUGGCCUGGGGCGGCCUCCAAAUACCUCCAGAAGGGAGGUGCCUUCUGAGGCCAGCUAUGGAAUACCACCUUUUUGAAGGAACAUCGGAGGGGAACCCUCAACCCACAUCUGCCUUUGAGAGACAGGUCAACCGACGAAAAGUCAUAAUCUACAGGCCAGCCCCUGACGAGCAGGAGUCUCCUGCAGUGCAGCGAAAGCCCCUUGAGAGUGGCAGAAUUUCUCCCACCUUAUAUGGGGAUGCAGGGCACUCACCCAGCAAGAGACAACGGCUUCAUCAGGGCUCAACCUCAGUGCCAGAAAAGAAUGGAGGAGCUUGUGGCAGGGGAGACAAGACCCUAUGGCGUGUGGCAUCUCCCAUGGAGAAGAAGCAGCGGAGGGUGCUGGCUGUUGGCCUGGAGGACUUUUCCAUCACCCAAGUGCCUGAUGAACCACAAGGGUGCUCACCGCCACAAAGACCCACCGGCUCUCCCCACACAAAUUCCUGCCAGCAGCUAACAGUAGAUGAAGAGGGUCCAUCCGAGCUAGCAGUGGGUCAGAGGUGCAGCACAUGCAGGUUAUCUGCAGUGGGCUUCCCACCCCAUCAGGAGCCUCGGCAGCGGUUAGCUCGGGCGUGCCGGCGUCUGUGGGCCCAGAGGCUGCCUCCCUCCCAGUGCCGUGAGUCGGAGCGCCUGCAAGCGAAGCGGCAGCGUCUGCAAAAGGGGAUCUCGCUGACGAGUGAGAGCAAGGGGACCAAGGCCUGCCCCCCAGAGCAGGCUUCUCUGCGCCUCACGACUGUUGGUGUGGAGGACUCUCCUUUGAGCCAGGCCCUGGAUGCUGGCGCUGGCAAGGAGCGGCAGGAGACAUGCCCGUCCCCCUGCAGGAGCGAUCAGCUGACGUCGCCUCACCAAUCACCUUCUCCAAAUGCAGAAAAGCCGGCUGCUUCAGACCUGCAUGAGCACAACUAUCAAACAGAUGCAUCCUCUGAGGCAGCGGACGCGCCCUCCUCUUGGCCCCCGUUGGCUUCCACCCUCUUGCGUCCAUCGAUGGUCCCGCGUUUCCAGCACUGGGGCCUGGCCCCCGUCUUCCAGAGCAUGCGCUCGAAGCUGGAAGCCUUCGCCGACAUCUUCCUCAGCCCGUCCAAGCCCGCCCUUCUGUCCAGUGAGAGCACGCCAUCCCUGUCUCCGUGUCCACAUGGAAACAGUGACCAGGCAGCUGCUCAGGCGGGAUCCCCAAGCCAAGGAGUCAACAUCAAGGUGAAAAUUGCCAUUUCGGAACCCCGUCCCUGGAAGAGAGGCUGCUCCCAUGAAGAGGAGGAGGAGGAGGAGGAGGAGGAGGAGGACUCAGCCAGCAUGGUGGUGAGCGGGCGGCCCCCAAUUCGCCAGUGGCGCCUGAACGAAGGGGACCCUGCUCCUCAGCCCCGCCUCGGACGCAGCUACUCCUGCCCCGAUUUCCCUGGGGUCCGUGCUUGGCAGGCCUCCCCCACAGCCUUUCCCUACUUCUCACAUCUGCGCCAGCGCCGCCACACCGUCUGCAGUCUGGAAGUGUCUCGCGAGCUCGGCCGUCCCACCCCGCCAUGCCUGCGCAAGGAGGUGUAUCCGUUCAGCACGCCCCCCACCUGGCUCCUGCUGGGGCCUCUGGGGCACAUGCCCCACUGCGAUGGCUCCUCCUACGCUUCUCCUGUGCCUUUCUGCUGCCACGAAUCUGAGCCAGCUCAUUCCAGGGACAUCUCCCGUUCCCCUGAUGGCCGGCAGAAGGUUCCUGGGGUCAGCCUGGACGUGGCUGACUCCGAGCUGGUUGCAUCAGAGCAGAUGAUGUUUUCCAAGGUCAGAAUGAAGGGAUCGCAAGACAGCACGAUUGGGAAAGUGUCCUGCAUAAGGAUCCGCAAGGCACCAGCCAGGCAGCAAGCCAAUCUCACUCCCAUGGGGCUUCCACGGCCUGUCAGGCUGAACAAGAAGGAGUUCAGUCUGGAGGAGAUCUACACAAACAAGAACUACCGCACGCCCACAGAAAAGAGAUCAUUUGAGACCAUCUUUGAGGUCCCUCUGGAACGCAACGGGGUGCUCAUCUUCACCAGCCAGCGCAAGCUGAAGCGGGCUAUGGAGUUCCGGGAGGGGGGCCUUCCUCGCAAGCAGCGCAAAGCUCGCUCCCGAGGGAGCCGGAGGGCAGGGGGGCGGCGGCAGCAGCAGCCCCGCUCCCCAGAGCUGGAAGAGUUGCUGCAGCAGCGGCUAGCAGAGCUGGAUGCCCUGUUUGAACAGGAAGAAGAUGAUGAGUGCUGAGCUGAGCAGAGCCGAGCCUACAUCUCUCCCAAGGAAAGAGCAGGGCCCCUGCUUCCUGCUCCGUCCCCAGUUGCCUGUUCCUUGAAACUAAAGGGCUUUUCUUCCCAAGCCACCAUUACCACUCCAGAUCCUCCUGUACUGUCUCUGCCAGUUGGUGUCUUGUGACUGUGGCCUCGUCGUCCGUUGACCCUGUGACACUCUCUGAGCUGCUAUGCAAGGGGGGGGGGUGAUUGGGUGUCGUUCAAGGCCAUGGUGCCUACUUUUGUGCCACGCUGGUCUCCUUCUGCUUAGCUCCGUGCCUCGUGAGCAAAAGGGGAAGAAUGUCUGUGGUGCCCCAGAGCUGCCUGUUCUAUGCACAGUCAGACCAUCGGUGCCUCAUGAUGGGGGUGGGGGAACACACAGGUCUAAUACCCUGUUAUGCCCCCUGUGAGAGACUUCACCCAACUGAGGGGGGUAAGUUGCCCACAUCCUGGAGCUACUGUUGCCACCAAAGCGAAAUCUGAAUGCAGAACAUAAUGUGCCUCCUGGAUGGAGAGAGCAAAUAAAGAGUUUAUGGGAAAGAAGCAGCAGGGACAGGUUUUGUGAUGGCACAAAAGCUUAACGUAAAGCCAAGGAAGAGGUACUAAGAGGCUGGGAAAAGGGCCCAUGUCCUUGCUGAUUGUUGAAGGAUGGAAGGUGGGGAGUCCGGAUAGAAUCCUUUUGGAUCUCUGUCCUGGAUUGAGGCCUCAGUACCCCAAGUUUAGUGAAACUUAAUGGGACCGUGUUCUGUUAGGCAUGAUGGAGGGUAGGAGUGGGGAGAGAAAAAUAAUUUGAAUUGUUUUGUAUUAAGCUAUAUUUCUAAUAAACUUUUCCGCUUGGGGGAAAAGUGUA
Messenger RNA from Varanus komodoensis (Komodo dragon), 4911 nucleotides. It is a transcript of the gene PRR14, whose product is annotated as proline rich 14. The transcript is spliced from 11 exons. The coding region runs from base 1843 to 4041 and encodes 732 amino acids. NCBI's taxonomy places the organism in Eukaryota, Metazoa, Chordata, Lepidosauria, Squamata, Varanidae. The record is from RefSeq and is a predicted model, not a curated record.